AUCGAAAGAAAGAAGACAAGUUACAAGAUGCAGAUUCAUUAGAUGAUUGUGAAUUGAUCCAACAAGAUAGUUCUAAAAUCUUGCCUGAAGAAGAUAUCACCCAUGCCACAAUCGUGGUUGAAAGUUCUGAGUCAGUACAACAUAAAAAUCAUAUUGAAAUUGACUAUCUUGAUUUGGGGGACUUAAUCGAACAGGAAAUUCAAGA
Messenger RNA from Racocetra fulgida, 205 nucleotides. NCBI's taxonomy places the organism in Eukaryota, Fungi, Glomeromycota, Glomeromycetes, Diversisporales, Gigasporaceae. The record is from the annotation of a GenBank genome assembly.